GAUAUGCAGAAGUACCGAGCAUGGAGCAAGGCGCAUGGCUGUUGAAUUCCAUGCGCAGCAAUGCGCAGUAAACACCUCUUACAUGUGUAAAAAUGGCGCUUUCGUGUGCGAUUUCUAACGAAGUCCCGGAGCAUCCGGUCAUAUCUCCAGUGUCUGGAUCUAUAUUUGAGAAACGAUUAAUUGAAAAAUAUGUAACAGAGAAUGGAGUAGACCCUAUAACUGGAAAGGAAUUAACAAUAGAUCAGCUCAUUGAUAUUAAAACUACAUCAAUAGUAAAACCUAAACCACCAAGUGCUACGUCAAUUCCAGCUAUAUUAAAAAUUUUACAAGAUGAAUGGGAUGCUGUUAUGUUGCAUUCAUUUACACUUAGACAGCAACUUCAAACAGCCAGACAAGAAUUGUCUCAUGCCUUAUAUCAGCAUGAUGCAGCGUGUCGUGUGAUUGCUAGAUUGACAAAGGAAGUAACAGCAGCAAGGGAGGCUUUGGCUACAUUGAAACCUCAAGCUGGAAUAGUACAAGCUACCACCAUUCCACAACCUGCUCUUGCAGUGGAGGCCGGUGGCACAGCUGCUCAACCCAUGGAACAAGCUGGUAUUACUGAAGAUGUAAUUCAAAAGCUUCAAGAAAGAGCCACAGUUCUCACUCAAGAGAGAAAACGUCGUGGACGUUCAGUACCAGAAGACUUGCUUCCCCAAGAUAGUAUUCGCGCAUUUCAAACACUUUCAUCACACCCUGGUCUCCAUUCAGCUAGUGUGCCUGGUAUUCUUGCACUUGAUAUCCACAGUGCAGAUACCAGUAAAAUUUUAACUGGUGGUGCUGAUAAAAAUGCUACAGUAUUUAAUAAAGAUACGGAACAAGUUGUUGCAAUAUUGAAGGGGCAUACCAAGAAGGUUACUAGAGUAAUUUACCAUCCGGAAGAAGAUAUAGUAAUGACGGCAUCGCCUGAUACUACUAUACGUGUAUGGAAUGUGGGAACAAGUCAGACAACUUUAUUAUUGAAAGCCCAUGAUGCCCCUGUGACUGGAUUGUCUUUACAUCCCACUGGCGAUUAUUUACUAAGUUCAUCCCUGGAUCAACAUUGGGCUUUCUCGGAUAUACGUACUGGUAGAUUAUUAACGAAGGUUGCCGGACAAGUUAAUCAACCUUUAACCACAGCUCAGUUUCAUCCUGAUGGAUUGAUCUUCGGCACUGGCACUCAAGAUUCUCAAGUGAAGAUUUGGGAUUUGAAGGAACAAUCGAAUGUAGCCAAUUUCCCUGGUCAUUCCGGACCGAUUACGGCUAUCAGUUUCUCCGAAAAUGGUUACUACUUAGCUACCGCUGCAGAAGAUUCGUGCGUGAAACUUUGGGAUUUGCGAAAACUGAAGAACUUUAAAACUCUUCAGCUAGAAGAGUCGUACGAAGUUAAGGACAUCUGCUUCGACCAGAGCGGAACGUAUUUGGCUGUAGCCGGUACAGACGUGAGAGUAUACUUGUGUAAACAGUGGCAAGAGUUGAAAGUGCUUAAUGAUCACACAGCAGCCGCGACCGGUGUUCGUUUCGGAAAACAUGCACAGUACAUAGCAUCGACCAGUAUGGAUAGAACAUUAAAACUUUAUGGAUUACCUUGAACAUUUAGUAACAAAACUAUAUUAAAUUAAGGAUAAGGAUAAUUUAAAUUAGAGCUUAUGAUGUAAGUUAGUUAUAGCAAGGACAAUGACAAAUGUUUUUAUCCGCAGAAUCAUUCAAUUUUGUUCUUAAAUUGCAAAUGGUUCGAAAGAUAAUCUUUGUAACACAAUGAAAAUCUAUUUAGCAAGUUAA
Messenger RNA from Ceratina calcarata, 1797 nucleotides. RefSeq names its product pre-mRNA processing factor 19 (gene Prp19). Gene Ontology annotation, molecular function: ubiquitin protein ligase activity; protein binding. The record is from RefSeq and is a predicted model, not a curated record. Gene Ontology annotation, cellular component: Prp19 complex; cytoplasm; U2-type catalytic step 1 spliceosome. Gene Ontology annotation, biological process: protein ubiquitination; mRNA splicing, via spliceosome; DNA repair. The transcript is spliced from 8 exons. The coding region runs from base 93 to 1607 and encodes 504 amino acids. Lineage: Eukaryota; Metazoa; Arthropoda; Insecta; Hymenoptera; Apidae.